Leptosia nina is the source of this 2610-nucleotide messenger RNA. Lineage: Eukaryota; Metazoa; Arthropoda; Insecta; Lepidoptera; Pieridae. The record is from the annotation of a GenBank genome assembly.
AUGACCGUUUAUUAUUUAAUCAUUUUGUGCUUUAUCCCAAAUGUCCUUAGCCAAAAUAGUUUCACGCUUGUGCUGGACACCACACAAUCCAUGUCCGAUGAAAUGUAUAUUAUAAAAUCUAAUAUAAAUACAGUGCUGAAUGGUGCAAAGUUUAGCGAAAUCAUUCUACUACAAUUUAAUGAACCGGAUGUGGGCCCGCCAUUGAUUUUUACAAACAAUGAGGACUUCUUAGACCACUUGGAUUUAGUUGAAGUUGGUGGUGGACAGGGGUGUCCGGAAAAGUCAUUGUCGGCCAUUCAAAUGGCUUUGGAGAGAAGCCAGCCGUCUUCUUACAUAUACCUGUUCACCGAUGCAAACGCACAGUUACAGGAGCGACGGAAGCUUGAAGCUAUUGCCAAACUCUGUCGGGAUAAAAAAAGCAAAGUUUUUGUAUUACAAAGUGGGAGUUGUCAGGCUGAAGAAUCAAACGACAUUUACUACGAUGUGGCUAAAGUUUGUUCUGGUUCAGUUUAUCACUUCGAGCUCGCUACAUUACGAAAGGCUUUUCCGUUCAUCAAAGAAACAAUGAGUUUUCAAUGGACUACUCUUAAUGUACGCGAAGUUUUAUCGAACUACGUUUACGGCGUUAAGCAAUAUACGUUUUCAAUCGACGCGUACACUUCUACCGUUUUGAUCGGAAUUUCCGGGGAGAAUCCCGAGGCUCAUAUUAUCAACAGCUUGGGAGAAGUUCCAUCUCACGAGUAUAUACUGCACACCAAACAUGCUCUGGUAUUUCGGAUACAUGAACCGACAAUGGGAGAUUACCUUCUGGAUGUCAACUGCCAGGGCCCAUCGUUUCUAUCGGUAUUAACUCAAAGACAGCUGAAAUUCAAAUACGGCUUUUCUCCAAAGCUACCUAGAAGCUUAAAGGAAACCUCGGACCGACCCUUACCUGGAACGUCUAGUAAUAUUCUAAUAGAGUUGCCGGAAACACAAUUAGAAUUGACAUCAGUUCAAGUAAUAAAGUUUAAAACAGAGGAAACAACUAUUCUAGCGGUUGAAAAAAUGAAAGGAACGGAGGGGAUCUUUAAAACUCAUCACUUAUUUGAGCCGGGCAAAUCGUUCAAAUUAAUGAUCACUGCGAGAGAUAAAGUGAGCUACGAAAUGAUUUAUGGCACUUCAAAAGUUAUAGAAACCCAACACCAAGGAAUGGUUACGGAGUGGAUGCGUCCCAUCGUCUAUAUUAUCGAUGGGGAGGUGAGCUUGUUAGAUUUUGGAGUGAGCACAACACUCGCUUGUAAAAUAGACAGUUUUCCAGAAGCGAAAGUCUGGUGGGAAGAUGAAGAUUCGGAAAAAAUACCAUCUGAAACCAGUCUCCUGGAAAUCCCAUCGACAUACAUAAGUUAUGUUAACAUUGGGAACGCUACCAAAAAUGGUACAGUCACGUGCAAAGCAAAAAAUGCUGUUGGUGAAAGCGAAAGCACUAUGGAGCUGUUUGUGAACAGAACAUUUGUAUUUGAAGUAAUUCAAAAUCCUUCUGAUAUAACUGUUGAAUACGGUGAUGAAAGCAAGCUAUACUGUGAAGUAAUUGCAUACCCCGAAGCUACAAUAACCUGGUACCACAAUGGUACCAAAAUAGAAAACACUGAACGACGAAUAGAAAUAAAUUCAGAUGAACACUCUUUACUGAUUAAAGACAUGGAUAUAGAAGAUGCUGGUGAAUAUGAAUGUGAGAUUGAAAAUGGCGUACAGUCAGUAAACUUUCGGGCCAGUGUUUAUAUUACUGGACUAGAUGCCCCUGCAGUGCAGUUAGAUAAGUCAGAGGUUGUAUUAAAACCGGGUGACUGGACUCAACAGAAUUGCACCGUUACUCGCGGGAAACCAACACCUACCAUCUCGUGGAGGUACAAGAAAGAAAACAGUUAUGACUAUGUAGAAAUGCCUUACGGAGUUUACGUUGAAGGAAGUGUUUUGAAAAUACCAUCAGCAGAGUCAAAUCAAGGCGGUGUGUACAUCUGUGAAGCCCACAACAUUAUUGGAGUUGACAGACAAGAAAUCUUGGUGAAAGUACAAUAUCCACCAAAGAUAAAAAGCCCUGAUGAGUCACUGGUAGUCAAGCAAGGAGAUUUGGUAACUCUACCCUGUGAAGUGGAUGCUGUGCCUGACGCCCAAGUACACUGGGAUAUGUAUCAGGAUGACGUCAUCAUUGCCUUCGAUGACCGCCACUACACAGACAAUUCUCAUACGCACAGGUUUACUGCAAAAGGCAGUGACUCAGGGAUGUAUCAUUGCAUUGCCGAAAACAGCAUGGGAACAGCUACACGAACUGUCAAUGUCAACGUUUGGGUCGCACCAUAUAUUGAGCAACCAGUUGCAAAGAAUGUUACUCAAAAGAUCCGUUCGUCUAUAGUUUUGGAAUGCUACAUAAACAUCGGAAACCCAAUGCCUUCUACAAAAUGGGAGUUUAUUGCGCAAAACACAAAUAUUUCUGUGUUGACCAGGGGACACGCAACUGGCAAACUCGACUUCACUCUGAAUAAUAUAACGAAGAAGAAUGAAGGUAUCUACCGCUGCAUCGCCGAAAACGAAGUUGGCGUUGACAGUAUUCAGAUAUUCGUAAAAGUUGUAUAG